AUGACUGAAUUCAUGGAGCAGACUGCUGUAGAUAGUAGCCAUGACCGCACGGCCCGGAACGAGCGACCCGUGAGAACAGCUCUGCAGCCAGCAUCACUCGAGACAACAAAAAACCGUGUCCAAGGAGAAGCCGUUCUUCAUGAUGUUCACAGAAUACUCGAGUACAUCUUUCACAGCAGAGCAAAAGACGUGCUUAUCGAAUCGGAAUGGGCAAAGAUCGUUCACAAUAUUUUCUUCUACAUCAUUCUCCCUUGUUCGAUUCGUCGUUCUGUUCUCCUUGGCUUCUCGUUGAGAUGCACUGCAGGCACAAGCGCCCCAUCUGUGCUGAUAUACAACAGAAAUAAUGUUGCCAGAAAUAAAACAGUGUGGGCGGCUGAGGUUGGAGGGCCAACGACACAAAUGACGCGAUGGCGAUAUCUCUUCUAUGAUUUACAAUGUGCUCAGCUGGAAAACAUUGUCAGCUGCAUUGAGCGUGAGAGAAACAAUGCUUUUCGCUCUACUGUCUUCAGUGCUGCUCGUAGGAAUGUAUGGGCAGCUGUGGAUCAGAACUGUACAACAUAUGAUGGCACUACCUCUAAGUUUGUUUUCGCCGAAUCUGCAGUAAACUGUGAGGAUAAAUUGUCGUCUACCAAUUGCGCCCUCUUAUACCAAAAAGAAGCGGUCGCAGGAAAUGAUGCAGAGCGAGAUCCGAAGUGCAGCGGAGAUCCGAUAGAUCCUCAGCUGGUUCAAGCGGCGGUUGAUCUUUGUCCCAAGAGGUGUGGCUACUGCUGUCUCACACUUCUCUCCGCCUUUCAUGCAAUGACAGACCUGCGUAAGCCAAGGAUACCAUGCUCGUCAGUUACGAAGAUAAUGUGCGAAAAUAAUGCCUGGAAGAGUAUUCUUGAAGAGGAUUGCCCGAAAACCUGCGGUUUUUGUGAU
This is a messenger RNA of Ostertagia ostertagi, 918 nucleotides long. NCBI's taxonomy places the organism in Eukaryota, Metazoa, Nematoda, Chromadorea, Rhabditida, Trichostrongylidae. The record is from the annotation of a GenBank genome assembly.